Molecule: messenger RNA, 2246 nt
Organism: Fimicolochytrium jonesii
Lineage: Eukaryota; Fungi; Chytridiomycota; Chytridiomycetes; Spizellomycetales; Powellomycetaceae
Product: ABC1 family-domain-containing protein
Exons: 6
Coding region: 144-1811 (555 amino acids)
Source: RefSeq, a predicted model, not a curated record
CUUCCGCCUGUCGCUCGUCGUCGAACGUUCACACCAAAGCUCUCUCAAACAGAGAGACUGGCCAUAUACAUAACCUACAAACAGCACCCUCCAGUCUCGUCCGCCUUCUCCACAAACAGUCCACCUCGCCCCGACCCCCACACAUGUUCCGCCCAUCCUUCCUCCCACACCAACCCUCACGGUUACGCCGGCUAGGCCUACUAACAACAUCCGCCCUGCUCGGAGUCGCCGCGCUAGAUACCUAUGCUUACGACAGGACGUUGCAGAGGAAUAUAAGGACGCUGGUCGCCGGUGCGAUUGUUACCGCAGACUAUAAAUGGAACUUUGUGCCGGGGAACGCGGAGAAUAUUGAGAAACUGCAUGAGAGGACCGCGGAGAGGAUACUCGAUGUUUGUAAAACUAAUGGCGGGCUGUAUAUAAAAUUCGGGCAACAAAUCGCCGCCGUCCCCGUCCUCCCGCCCGCCUACCUCCGUUUCCGCACCCUCUUCGACGACGCGCCGGCCGUCCCCUACUCCGCCGUCCGGAAGAUCAUCCACGCCGAUUUUGGUAAAGAGCCCGAAGAGAUCUUUGCGUCUUUUGAUGAGGAACCGAUUGCUGCUGCGUCGAUUGCGCAGGUUCAUCGCGCGACGUUGAGGGAUGGGACGCCGGUUGCGGUGAAGGUGCAGAAACCGGAGAUCAGGAGACAGAUUGGGUUUGAUUUGAUGACGUAUAAGUUUCUGUGUCGGGCCUUGGAGUUCUUUUUUGAUUUGCCUUUAACAUGGCAAGCAAACUACAUCGCAAGCCACCUACAACUCGAAACCGACUUCAUCAACGAGGGCCGCAACGCCGAGCUCGCCGCGCACAACCUCGCCUCUGCGCCCGACAAUCUCAACGAGCGCGUGCAUAUACCCAAAGUGUACUGGGAUGAAAGCUCCAAGAGGGUGUUGACGACGGAGUGGAUUGAGGGGUUGAGGUUUACGAGCAGUGCGGAGGAGAUGAUGAGGAGGGGGUGGAGCCCGAAGGGGGUUAUGAGGACUGUUGUGGAGGUUUCUGCUGAUCAAAUCUUCCGAUCCGGCUUCGUCCACGCCGACCCGCACCCAGGCAACAUCAUCAUCCGCCCACACCCCUCUCACCCCGCCUCCGCUCAAAUCGUCCUCCUCGACCACGGCCUCUACGUCCACUGCACGCCGACCUUCACGCACGACUACGCCCUCUUCUGGAAAUCCAUCUUUACCGGCGACAUCACGACCCUCACCUCCAUCGCCUCGCAAUGGGGCAUCAAGGACGUGCGCAUGUUUGCGAGCGCGACGAUCCAGAGACCGUGGACGCCGGGGAAAGCGGUGCAUGUGGACCGGUCGGUGAAUCUGGGGGACCUGUUUGAGAGGCAGGUCAGGAUGAAGGAGACGAUCCGGGGGUUUCUGGAUGAUGCGGAGCUGUUGCCGAAGGAGGUUAUACUCAUUGGCCGGAACUUGAAUAUCAUCCGGGCAAACAAUAAAUACCUCGGCUCCCCCGUCAACCGCAUCAACAUCAUGGCCCACUCCGCCGUCAAAUCCCUCGGCCCAGACUGGUCCAUCUGGUCCUCCCCAACCUCCCCCCCCGCAUCCCCAACCACCCUCCUGACCCCGCUCGCCGCCCGCCUCAACUACUACACCUUCCGCCUCACCCUCCUCCUCAGCACCCUCGCCUUCCACCUCUCGCGCGCCGUCCAGAAACUGAGAUACGUGUUGACGGGCGUCGCGGGCGGCGGGUUUGAGGACGUGCUGGACGGCGGGGUCAGGGAGGGGUUGGAGCGGUUGGGGAUCCGCGUGGACGAGGCCGUGUUCUCGGGGUAGGGGUGUUGCUGGCGAGGUGCGAGUAAUUGGGGGGUGGAGGCGAUGGUUGCGGAUGGGGGUUUGAUGCGUGUACAUAGACCCCCCUGUAGGAUUAUGCAUAGAUAACCCCUUUUUUGAACGCUAUAUGUAUGUACAUGUAGAUCAUAGACACGCUACAGGGUUUUUUUUGGGCGGAAUGGAUGUUCCUGUGGAAAUUACGCUUGGGAUUAGUGUUGUCAUCGUGCGGGGGCGGAAUGUACGUGGAAGCUGCGAGGAGGUUUGGAAAAGCCUGCCCACGGGUCCACCCCCGAUCCCGUUUGAGAAAUGGGGCCUGCGCCGGCUUUCGGUACGCUGCAGGAACAAUCGAUACGAAAGCGAACUCCUGCAGGAGACCGGGAGGGAACUGUAUUGUUCGCUUCAAACUGCCGGGGUGAACGGCGACGCGUGGAACAGCAA